Nematostella vectensis (starlet sea anemone) is the source of this 12344-nucleotide messenger RNA. RefSeq names its product mucin-2. The record is from RefSeq and is a predicted model, not a curated record. Lineage: Eukaryota; Metazoa; Cnidaria; Anthozoa; Actiniaria; Edwardsiidae. The transcript has 18 exons. The coding region runs from base 199 to 11793 and encodes 3864 amino acids.
GAGCGUCACGUUGCUACGUUGUCGUCCCGUCCCCCGUUGCCAUGCAGUCAAAUGUUCACAAAGCAAAUUGUUGAAGCUCUGGCCUUUUUGUGACAUCGAAAACAAAUCGUGAAAACUCCACGAGCAGAGAGUGAACACUAAGUCGUUACAAGGAAUGAUACAAGCUUCAAAAAGUCCCAUGUGGUCGCCCAUAAUUAGAUGAGAGAGCGCAAAGUUCUAUACGCAAGCCAGAGUUGGCCAAGAGCAGCUCACAUUCGGCGAAUUCGGUCAACGGUCAACAGCAAAGAAGCCGUGUUUAUUAUCUUCGUGCUUCUUACUGGAACCUGUGGAUAUGCCCACGGAGAAUCGGCUUCUAUUUUUAGUAAAUCAAGUAUUUUAUCAACCCCAACACCAACACAAACUGGCGUAAAUGAACCGACUAUCAAUGGCGGUUACUCGAGCUGGCAAGGUGGAUCAAAUGUAUCGACAACGUCUCUGCCAUCUUUGGACGCAUCGGCAUCUCAAGAAAUCUUGCAAAGCAGUGGUACAGGCAACUCAUUCAUUACAUCUAACACAUUAACAAUGGUGACGUCACUCACAACAUCACAUACACCUAGAAACACGUUGUCCAUCAUGACGUCAUCCACAGCAUCAGUUACACCUAGUAACAAAUCAUCCAUCAUGGCGUCACCUACGACAUCAGUUACACCAAGUAAUACGUCAUCAAUUAUGGCGUCACUUACAACAUCAGUUACACCUAGUAACACAUCAUCCAUCAUGGCGUCACCUACGACAUCAGUUACGCCAAGUAAUACGUCAUCAAUCAUGACGUCAUUCACAACAUCAGUUACACAAAGUAAAAAAUCAUCCAUCAUGGCGUUAUCCACAACAUCAGUUACACCUAGUAACACGUCUGCCAUCAUGAAGUCACCUACGACAUCAGUUACACCUAGUAACACAUCAUCCAUCAUGGCGUCACCCACAACAUCAGUUACACCUAGUAACACAUCAUCCAUUAUGGCGUCACUCACAACAUCUGUUACACCUAGUAACAAAUUAUCUAACAUGACGUCAUCCACACCAUCAGUUACACCAAGUAUUACAUCCAUCAUGGCGUCACCUACGACAUCAGGUACACCAAGUAACAUAUCAUCCAUCAUGGCGUCAUUCAUAACACCAGUUACACCUAGUAACACACCAUCCGUCAUGGCGUCAUUUAUAACAUCAGUUACACCUAGUAACGCAUCAUCCAUCAUGAUGUCACUUACAUCAUCAGUUACACCUAGUAACACAUCAUCCAUCAUGACGUCACUCACAUCAUCAGUUACACCUAGUAACACAUCAUCUAUCAUGGCGUCAUCCACAACAUCAGAUACACCAAGUAACACAUCAUCCAUCAUGGCAUCACUCACAACAUUUGUGACACAAAGUAAUACGCCAUCCAUCAUGGCAUCAUCCACAACAUCGGUUACACCAAAUAACACAUCAUCUAUCAUGGUGUCACCCACGACAUCAGUUACAACAAGUAACACGUCAUCCAUCAUGACGUCAUCCACAACAUCAGUUACACCAAGUAACACAUCCAAUAUGGCGUCACCCACAACAUCAGUUACACCUAGUAACACAUCAUUCAUCAUGGCGUCACCCACAGCAUCAGUUACACCUAGUAACACGUCUGCCAACAUGAAGUCACCUACGACAUCAGUUAUACCUAAUAACACAUCAUCCAUCAUGGCGUCACCCACAACAUCAGUUACACCUAGUAACACAUCAUCUAUUAUGGCGUCACUCACAACAUCUGUUACACCUAAUAACACAUUAUCUAACAUGACGUCAUCCACAACAUCAGUUACACCAUGUAACACGUCUUCCGUCAUGACGUCAUCCACACCAUCAGUUACACCAAGUAUUACAUCCAUCAUGGCGUCACCCACGACAUCAGGUACACCAAGUAACAGAUCAUCUAUCAUGGCGUCAUUUAUAACAUCAGUUACACCUAGUAACACAUCAUCCAUCAUGGCGUCAUUUAUAACAUCAGUUACACCUAGUAACACAUCAUCCAUCAUGGCGUCAUCCAUAACAUCAGGUACACCAAGUAACAUAUCAUCCAUCAUGGCGUCACCCACGACAUCAGGUACACCAAGUAACAUAUCAUCCAUCAUGGCGUCAUUUAUAACAUCAGUUACACCUAGUAACACAUCAUCCAUCAUGGCGUCAUUUAUAACAUCAGUUACACCUAGUAACACAUCAUCCAUCAUGGCGUCAUUCACAACAUCAGAUACACCAAGUAACACAUCAUCCAUCAUGACGUCACUCACAUCAUCAGUUACACCAAUUAACACAUCAUUCAUCAUGACGUCAUCCGCACCAUCAGUUACACCAAGUAACACAUCAAAUAUGGCGUCAUCCGCAACAUCAGUUACACAAAGUAACACAGCCAUCUUGUCGUCAUCCACAACAUCAGUUACACAAAGUAACACAUCAUCCAUCAUGUCGUCAUCCACAACAUCAGUUACACAAAGUAACACAGCCAUCAUGUCAUCAUCCACAACAAUUAGACCAGGUAACAGCACAUCCAUCACGGCGUCAUCCAGAACAGCUACACCAAGUAACAUAUCGUUAAGCUUAACGUCAUAUCCAACAUUGGCCACAUCAAGUAACGCAAUGCCACCAACCGCGAUUCGUGAGUCAUUAGCUUCUAAUGUAAGCACGCUUGUGAUAAGCACUCAAGCUAUAACGUCAACUAUAUGUGAAAGCUGUGUCUCGAUGUCUGCCUUCAAUCUUACGGCGCUCUCAACUAAAUUAGCAGCUUCGUCCUUCACCAAUGCCACUCUAACUCCUACUGUGCCUGCUGUGUCAGCCGUUCACUCCGUAAACUUUAAUAUCAGCACUUCUCCUACUACCGCGAUGACAUCAAUGAUAUUAACUGAUGCAACAGCGGCAUAUUUACAAACGUCAACAUUGUUUUAUUCGUCUAGUGUGAAGCACUUUCAUAAUACUUCCGUAGCAAUUCAGCCUUCACCUCAAAGCACAGUAUCUUUGCUACCAGCUGUUACUUCAACUUCAAACGAAACUGUUCGACCCUGGUUUCAAAGCAGUAAUUCGCUUGUCAUUGUACCUCCAAUAUCGUCCACAAUAAACACAACUGAUAAAACUACACAUAAUGCUACGGUAACUCGUGCUUCGUAUUCGACGUUCGCACCUAUCAAUGUAACGUCUACGUUCACCGUUUCUCCGUCCAGUAUACAAAGCAUGUCAAACGUACUGCUUGAUGUGUCUUCAACAGCACCUCUUAGCACCAGUUUGUUGGCCUUUAGAAAAACUGCUGCUCAAACAAGUCAUAUCGCUAUUAUAAACACUACAUAUUAUAUAAAUGCAUCAUCAACUUCUGCGUCUCCCCACUCGUCAAUAUCAGUGCAUGAUGGCCUAUCAACCAAACGUUAUACCUCAUCGUAUGUUACGCCACACUCAAGUAACGCGUUAAAUGGCUCUUCUAAUGCAACGGUGACUUUUUUACCAACAGAAACCAGAACAAGUACUUUACGGUCGACGCCAAUAUUGUCAUAUACGAACAUUGCGAACACAACAAGCCGCGACACACAAUCUACAAUUGGUUUUACCACGGUUACGAACCUACCAUUGAGUACCGUAACUGUAACGAGCACGACUGCUGUGAAUAGCUCAAAGAGCGCUAGCAUUGAAUUAAACAGCACUUUAAUUCCGACUAUAAGCAAGACGAGUGAAAUCUUGCGUACUAGUCAAAUUUAUGAAACAAUAUCAAUCAACGUCACAGCUGUUUCUUCGUCACCAAAUGCGUCAGUAAGCGUAUUUUAUGAAACUAAAGCUUUAACCACAACAUCGACCAUUUUACUUUCACUAAAUGGGACAACCAUAUCUGUGUAUGAAACCAUAGCUGUUAACGCCACACCUACCAUUUCUCCGUCACCAAAUGGGACAACCAGUUCUGUAUAUGAAACCAUAGCUGUUAACGCCACACCUACCAUUUCUCCGUCACCAAAUGGGACAACCAGUUCUGUGUAUGAAACUAUAGCUGUCAACUCAACGACUUCCAUUUCUCCGUCACCAAAUGGGACAACCAGUUCUGUGUAUGAAACCAUAGCUGUUAACGCCACACCUACCAUUUCUCUGUCACCAAAUGGGACAACCAGUUCUGUGUAUGAAACUAUAGCUGUCAACUCAACGACUUCCAUUUCUCCGUCACCAAAUGGGACAACCAGUUCUGUGUAUGAAACUAUAGCUGUCAACUCAACGACUUCCAUUUCUCCGUCACUAAACGGAACAACCAAUUUCACGUAUGAAACUAUGGCCGUUAACGCCACGCUUACCAUUUCUCCGUCACCAAAUGGGACAACCAGUUUUGUGUAUGAAACUAUAGCUGUAAAUGCUACGCCUACCAUUUCUCCGUCACAAAAUCGGACAACCAGUUCUAUGUAUGAAACUAUAGCUGUCAACGCAACGACUUCCAGUUCUACGUAUGAAACUGUAGCUGUUAACACCACAACUACAAUUUCUCCAUCACCAAAUGGAACAAUCAGUUCUGUGUAUGAAACUUUAGCUGUCAACGCUACCCCCACCAUUUCUCCGUCACCAAAUGGGACAACCAGUUCUUUGUAUGAAACUAUAGCUGUCAACUCAACGACUUCCAGCUCUCCUUUUGAAACUGCAGCUGUUAACGCCACAACUACCAUUUUUCCGUCACCAAAUGGAACAACCAGUUCUGUGUAUGAAACCAUAGAUGUCAAGUCAACGCCUUCCAUUUCUCCGUCACCAAAUGGGACAACCAGUUCUAUGUAUGUUACUAUAGCUGUCAACUCAACGACUUCCAUUUCUCCGUCACUGAAUGAGACAACUAGUUCUGCAUAUGAAACUAUAGCAGUUAACGCCACACCUACCAUUUCUCCGUCACCAAAUGGGACAACCAGUUCUUUGUAUGAAACCAUAGAUGUUAACGCCACACCUACAAUUUCUCCGUCACUAAAUGAGACAACUAGUUCUGCAUAUGAAACUAUAGCUGUUAACGCCACACCUACCAUUCCUCCGUCACCAAAUGGGACAACCAGUUCUUUUUAUGAAACCAUAGAUCUUAACGCCACACCUACCAUUUCUCCGUCACCAAAUGGGACAACCAGUUCUUUGUAUGAAACCAUAGAUGUUAACGCCACACCUACCAUUUCUCCGUCACCAAAUGGGACAACCAGUUCUGUGUAUGAAACUAUAGCUGUCAACUCAACGACUUCCAUUUCUCCGUCACUAAAUGAGACAACUAGUUCUGCAUAUAAAACUAUAGCUGUUAACGCCACACCUACCAUUUCUCCGUCACCAGAUGGGACAACCAGUUCUAUGUAUGAGACUAUAGCUGUUAAUGCUACGCCUACCAUUUCUCCGUCACCAAACCGGACCACCAGGUCUGUGUAUGAAUCUUUACCUGUCAGCGCAACGACUUCCAGUUCUACUUAUGAAACUGUAGCUGUUAACGCCACAACUACAAUUUCUCCAUCACCAAAUGGAACAAUCAGUUCUGUGUAUGAAACUUUAGCUGUCAACGCAACACCUUCCAUUUCCCCGUCAUCAAACGAAACAACUAGUUCUACGUAUGAAACUGUAGCUGUUAACGCCACACCUACCGUUUCUCCGUUACUGAAUGGAACAGCCAGUUAUCUAUAUGAAUCUAUUGCUGUUAAUGCUACCCCCACCAUUUCUCCGUCACCAAAUGGAACAACCAGUUCUUUGUAUGUAACUAUAGCUGUCAACACAACGAAUUCCAGCUCUCCUUUUGAAACUGCAGCUGUUAACGCCACAACUACCAUUUCUCCGUCACCAAAUGGAACAACCAGUUCUGUGUAUGUAACCAUAGUUGUCAACACAACGACUUCCAUUUCUCCGUCACCAAAUCGGACAACCAGUUCUAUGUAUGAAACCAUAACUGUCAACACAACGACUUCCAGCUCUCCUUUUGAAACUGCAGCUGUUAACGCCACAACUACCAUUUCUCCGUCACCAAAUGGAACAACCAGUUCUGUGUAUGAAACCAUAUCUGUCAACUCAACGACUUCCAUUUCUCCGUCACCAAAUGAAACAACCAGUUCUAUGUAUGUAACUAUAGCUGUCAAUUCAACGACUUCCAGCUAUUCUUUUGAAACUUCAGCUGUUAACGCCACAACUACCAUUUCUCCGUCACCAAAUGGAACAACCACUGCUGUGUAUGAAACUUUAACUCUUAACGCAACGACUUCCAGUUCUACGUAUGCAACUGUAGCUGUUAACGCCACACCUACCAUUUCUCUAUCGCUAAACGGAACAACCAGUUCUGUAUAUGAAACCAUAGCUGUCAACUCAACGCCUUCCAUUUCUCCAUCACCAAAUGGAACAACCAGUUCUGUGUAUGAAACUAUAGCUGUCAACUCAACGCCUUCCAUUUCCCCGUCACCAAAUGGGACAACCAGUUCUGUAUAUGAAACCAUAGCUGUCAACUCAACGCCUUCCAUUUCUCCGUCACCAAAUGGGACAACCAGUUCUGUAUAUGAAACCAUAGCUGUCAACUCAACGCCUUCCAUUUCUCCAUCACCAAAUGGAACAACCAGUUCUGUGUAUGAAACAAUAGCUGUUAACGCCACACCCACCAUUUCUCUGUCACCAAAUGGGACAACCAGUUCUGUGUAUGAAACCAUAGCUGUCAACGCCACACCUACCAUUUCUCCGUCACCAAAUGGGACAACCAGUUCUGUGUAUGAAACUAUAGCUGUCAACUCAACGCCUUCCAUUUCUCCGUCACCAAAUGGGACAACCAGUUCUGUGUAUGAAACUAUAGCUGUUAAUGCUACGCCUUCCAUUUCUCUGUCAACAAACGAAACAGCCAGUUCUCCGUAUGAAACUAUAGCUGUUAACGCCACACCUACCAUUUAUCCGUCACCAAAUAGGACAACCAGUUCUAUGUAUGACACUAUAGCUGUCAACUCAACGCCUUCCAUUUCUCCGUCACCAAAUGGGACAACCAGUUCUGUGUAUGAAACAAUAGCUGUUAACGCCACACCUACCAUUUCUCUGUCACCAAAUGGGACAACCAGUUCUGUGUAUGAAACCAUAGCUGUCAACGCCACACCUACCAUUUCUCCGUCACCAAAUGGGACAACCAGUUCUGUGUAUGAAACUAUAGCUGUUAAUGCUACGCCUUCCAUUUCUCUGUCAACAAACGAAACAGCCAGUUCUCCGUAUGAAACUAUAGCUGUCAACUCAACGCCUUCCAUUUCUCCGUCACCAAAUGGGACAACCAGUUUUAUGUAUGAAACCAUAGCUGUGAACGCGACAUCGACAUCAGUAGGAACCAGUAAAGUGUAUGAAACCAUCUUACCAAACGCGACAUCAACAAUUGGCUUGUCUCAGAACUCAAGCCGUCUAUUUGAAACUGACUCUGUCGCUCUAUCACCAAAUGUGACCUUUGUUACAACAAGACCUUCCAGUAAGGAGGCCAGUAGCUCGUUCCUAUCGCUGGUAUUCUCAGCAGAUGUGCCGACCUCCUCACCAAGUGUUUUAUCACCAAAUGUGACCUUUGUUACAACAAGACCUUCCAGUACGGAGGCCAGUAGCUCGUUCCUAUCGCUGAUAUUCACAGCAGAUGUGCCGGCCUCCUCACCAAGUGUUUUAUCAGCAAGUUUGUCCUCCCUUUCGACCCAUACUGGGAGCAGUAUUGUAGGUCUACCAAUAUCAUCUUCUAUAACAAGCACAGCCACCCAAACAGACAUACGAUCAAUAGGCACGAAAAGUAGCAUUGAUGUAUCUUUGCCGUUUUCCUCUUCGUUGGCCGUGAGAAGCACUCCUGUCGCUGCCUCCUCGGAAGGUAUUGAUAUGGGAAUGACAGAAUCUCUCUCAGCUCAUUUGAUGUCUCCGAUUUCAUCGGUAUCAUUUACAGUGUUGAGUACGGAGAAGUAUCCAAGCCAUAGCCUACCGAUAUCGUCAUCAUUACCAAAAGAAACUUCUAUUUUAUCGCCUACGAAAACCAUCACGACGCCCUUCACUUCGUCAGAAGCAAUGACAACGUCGGCCUCUUCAUUAACAUCAAGAUCCAAAGAGGUAGAAACUGCUUCAUCUUCAAUGGGUUUAUUAAGCUCAUUGCAGCCUUCAUCGAUAGACACAACAAGUAGCAUUAUUAGUAGAGAGGAGUCUAGCUUACCUCUUACACCAUCACCUUUCACGUCAAGUAUCGAAGAUUUGGUAACCACUUACACAAGCCAAAUACUCUCAACCAUGGCAGACGCACCAAGUACAAUGAUAAAAAGUGUUUCUCUAGUCCUGAAAAGUCCGACGCCAUCACACUCAUAUUUAACAUCAAAUAUCGAAGACCUAGUAACCCCUUCGAUAGCCUUAGCAACCUCAGCAAUUUCGGUCAUGGUAGACGCAAGCAGUAGCGCCAGCGCAAGUGGUUCACAGGUCUUAUCGACCCCAGUCGAUAAGACCCCACAAUCACCUCCAUCUUCGACUUCAAGUAUCAUUGUCCUAGUAACCUCUUCGCCUUCGAUAGCCUUAGCAACCUCAGCAAUUUCGGCCAUGGUAGACGCAAGCAGUAGCGCCAGCGCAAGUGGUUCACAGGUCUUACCGACCCCAGUAUUGACACAAUCACCUCCAUCUUCGACUUCAAGUAUCAUUGUCCUAGUAACCUCUUCGCCUUCGAUAGCCUUAGCAACCUCAGCAAUUUCGGCCAUGGUAGACGCAAGCAGUAGCGCCAGCGCAAGUGGUUCACAGGUCUUACCGACCCCAGUAUUGACACAAUCACCUCCAUCUUCGACUUCAAGUAUCCUAGUCCUAGUAACCGCCUCGCCUUCAAUAGGUGUACCUACCUCAGCAUUGUCAACCGUUGUUGACCUCGAGAGUAGCGCGACUAAAAGCGUUUCUCAAGUUUUGUCUAGUCCAGUUAUAUCGCCGUCGACUGUUAGCCCGGUAGCUCCUUCUAGCUCCAUCUUUCUCCCAAGUAUGAAUGAUACUGAAGAGCUUGUCGUUAUCGUGCUUGCUGUUCCUGUAAACGAGGACGUGUCAAGCGAUGAGUUCAAGAGCAAGAUGGAAAAGGAUUUGCUUAAUAUGUUCAAUGAGGCCGUCAAAAAGGACAGUGCGCGUAGACGUCGGCAAGUCGUGGAGGAAACAAGAGAGUUAUCAGGAUUUAUCGAGGCUCUGAAAAGACGUGAUGUAUCUAGGAAGUACUAUGUGAAACACGCAAGAUUCCGACGAGCAACAAACGAUUAUCGAGUGCAGGUGGUGAGUGUUAAGCGUGUAAACCCCGAGAGCGAGAUGGUGGAAAUUCAGUAUCGCGUACUGCAGGGUAACCGCAUCGUUCCCGCGGCUCAAGUCACAGAACUGACGUCCAAACUCAGUAAAGGGGAGAUUGGCAAAGUGAUGGAAUACACGGUCGAGCGACGCCCCUAUCCCGCUGCCGUCCAAGCUACUGCCCAGCCCGCCACGAAGGGUACCGAUCCCGUAUGGACCGCUGUUAUCGUAGCGUGCUCGGUCAUCGCCAUCAUCAUCAUCCUCAUCAUUUACAUCAAGUGCGUGGCGCGCAAGAGAAAGAGAGUAAGAAGCUUUACUCCUGAACAGGUCAAGAGCGACGCUCCAAGUCCUCCAGUAAACGCGUCACGUGACCUGCCAUAUUACCGGGAGUACCCUACCAAACCAAAAGACUUGUACCGAGGGAAGAAACCACGCCGACAACGGCCAAGUUCAAGUAGUGAAAGUAGUGAUGAGAUAAUGGCAAAUAAAACCCUCCCUCCCCUCCCUAAACAUUCAGCCCUGGAGCCGGACGUGGAGAUUCAUCAACCACGAGAGAAACAUCUGCGCCGAAUCGAGGUGAAAGAGCGAGACGAAAGACCUCGUAAGUUCACCGAGGAUCACGCGAGGGCAGCCGAGAGGUUUCCGACCGACAGGCGCUCGAACAUUUCCGAAAAACGACCGAAGUCCGCCGAGAGGUACCCGAAGAGGACAAAACAAGAGAAUAUAGAGAUGAAGCAUGUAGCGGGAGUGGUGGAGAACACCAAUCAACUUGGUCAAAAUUUGCUGCUGGCGCAUGACCCCAUGACUAGGCCCCAGGUCCCUGUCCGCCUCUCACCCCUGCCACCUCUGGUCCAGACCCCGCUCAUCACGGGCAAGUCACCGCGCGGGAAGAUGAACACAGAGUCAGGACUACCGCAGGCCUGGAAGGAGCCUGUACCUCUACAAGAGCUUCAUAACUUAGCGGUCACUAAUCUUGGCCGUGAGCUCGACACCAGUAACCCGGAUGAUGCCAUGUAUAUCCAGGCAAAUGUCGAACGCUGGAGGAACAAACAGAGACAACGCGAGAAGCUGCGUCAGGAGAUGCGAGAAAAAGAGCGAGCGAAGGAAGAAAAACUCAAGCGGGAGAAUGUAGAGGCCGAGAAUCAAGACCAGGCUCUCCCACCGCUAGAAAUGUCCUACGAUGCAAUCAGCCGUCGACAGAAGUCUCGGAGAGACCGCUGGCUGCAUAAUCGCGUGGGCACAAGCGACUCAGUUGACAGCAGUAGCACUAUGGGUAGCGGCACGGAAACGAGGCUUGAAGAGGAAGAAUUACUGAAACAGGAACUUGAGAGAUUAAAAAGGAAGAGAAAGAAAAGGAAAGCUAAAAAGCAGGCGCAAGGGCGAGUUGGCGUCAGCGGUCGUGUUGCUAAAUCGUCCGCCCAGGAUGCCUUGCGUGAAUCAAACUGGGUAACUGACGAUGCACCACAGGGAGUCCGUCUGGUGGCGGUCAGGCCACAUGACCAAAUGGAUCAUAACACACAGGGAGCCCAUCCUCAGCGGCAGCACCCAGUAGCACCGGUAUCCCCUCGGCAACAGCAGAGCCAAUAUAUUCACGAUCUGCUAAACAAUAGCUAUCCCAUCAUACCCAAAGUAGGCGAGCCUGCGUCUCCAUAUGUCAGCAGUCCUCGCGAAUCGGUGCUAAUAGACGUAGCAGAGGAAGUACCACCAGACGUUAAUCUGUACGAGUCCAUUGCCAUCCCGGAUCCGUACGUUCCCCAGUACGGAGACAGCAUCUCAUUCGAAGACGAGACUUCUCCGCGCUACUACGAUAACAACAACACGUACGAGGAACCAAGCCUAACUCCUGCCGCACUACCCGAAUCCUCCCUCACGUACCCGAACGGGCCGGUCCCGCAGCCAAAGGUAUUCGUUCCCACGGCACACGCGCGAGGCCUGACGGGUCCAACUACAUCCUCGCCAAUCAAGGGUAGGCCCACAUCCGCACGACAGAGUCCACAAGGAACAAGACCCACGAGACCAUCCUCGGCGCACGCGUCGCCCUCUUCCAUAUAUGCCCCGAGGGACCCGAGACAGUUUGCACGUGAGGUGCCUCCAGAGCCGAGACCGUUUGCUCAAGAAGUGCCCCAAGAGGCGUCAGCACCUCGACGAUACGGCACCAGGCCUACAUCGGCUGCAUCCACUCAGCCCAGUCUAGGGACUUCUCCGAGAUACAUGCGCGAGCCUCAAGGGACACGUGAGCCGAAAGACCCUUACCAAGAGGCCAGAUCCAUCUUAGAAAAUGCUCAAAGACAGGUGGAUAGAUUUGAGCGAGGUCGACCCCGGGAUGAGCCAGAUGCAGGAUACAGCACGCCCCAGAGGGGGUCAGGUUAUUCCAUGCCCCAAAGACCCCCGGACAGAGGGGUACCGCGUGUAACACGCAUCCCACCCACGCCUGGAAAGGCGGCCCAGGGCCAGAUAGCCGCUCUUGAGAAAGCAGAGCUUGAGGCCCAGAUGCUUGUCUCGCGUGCUUUGGCACGUGCACGUGGUAAUGUCAGGACAUGAAAAUGUGCACGCUGGUAUGUAUAUAGAAAUUUGCAGGACACAAAUGCAAGUAAACUUUGCGAUAUGUAAUAAAUUGUAUUUCAUCAUAGCAAAAGUUGUAUGUAUGUUUAACACGCUAUCAGGCACGUUUGUUUGUCGUGCUUUACUCCGUAUUACAUAUGCACAUAAUCAGACUUCUAUUUCUAAAUUAUGAUAUUUUCAAGAAAUUAAAGUAACUCCGUUAUCCGUCCUUUUCUACUGCAUUUCAUUGUAAAUUAAGACUGCACUACUGUUUAUGUUUUACUGGUAUACUCUUGGAAUGUUAAAAAGUCUAUUUUUGUAUGAUAAAGUGAAAGGUUCAUUUGUACAGUAAAUAUAGUUUUCUAGGAAAAUAUAUACAAGGUUCUAAUUAAGCUAUUUGAGUAAAUAGUAUUAAUAUUAGCUUUGAUUGUACAUGCUUAUGAAAUCGCUAUAAAUUAAUAUAAUUUUUAGUACAAGAUGUAAAGAUCAUCCUUAUAGAACAAAUUUAUAUGUAAAUCAAGAGAAUAUGAAUAAAAGACAACAUGCCUAAA